GAUCGUUGAUCGGUCUGAUGAAUGACUGACACAGCUCAAAUUUGAAUGAUGGUUCGCCUGAUCCAAAUCUAGGAGACAACCACAAAUGGACGCUCCAAAUCUUGCGGAUCACUCUGGGGGGAGCGCCCAGCGAUCCUCUGGUCCCCUAGUCUUGACAGAUGCGAUCGAGCUUAUCGCAGACCCACGCACCAGCCAACACGGCGCCAGUGGCCCCCCUUCUUCUGCGACCAACGAUCCACAAGAUCAACCUCGUUCCAUCUCCCCCGUUCCAUCCUACAGGACGUAUCGGUCUCGCGCUGACACCUUCACUCAACAAAACGCUCCGGACCGAGCAAUACAACAAUCUUCAACACAUUUAAUCCCUCUCACCCCAAUCAAAUGGACCCGACCAACAUUAUCCUUCAUCAUCCAGAAUAACCCCAGAGAAUUCACUUACCUGGCUUUGCUCGUCUUCAUACUCGUUGCGACCAUGUCUGGAUGGAUUGUCUUCAUGGUGCUCGUCCCGGGUGCAGGACUCGGGACGGCGGUCGGCGCGGACGGACCAAACUUCAAUACUACCAAUCAGGCCAUCUCCAUUUUUGGUCUGAAUGGCUUGAAUGAUAAUAUCGCGGAUUCAGAUUUCAAUGACCCCUUCGAUGACAUUGACUCUGCUGAUAUUUUGGAAACUGGUCUGAGCGGAGGCGGAUCCCUGCGGCGGCGACGUGAUGAGCCCCCCGACUCGGAUAGCAGUGAUGAGAAUGACGGUGCGGAUUCUGGCGACCUUGGCAACACUGCCUUGCUCAGUGUCAAUGCCGGAUUUCUGCUCGUGUGAGUGUCUAUAGUCGUACUGCACACGCUCAAUGACUGGCCUGUCAUGUCGCACAGUAUCGUCUGCACCAUUGGUCUGUUCAUCCGGCAUGUAUUCCACAUCUCCAGACACUUUCGACCGCCCCAGUCGAAGGCCCCUUUGCCCACCCUGACACUUGACGAUUUCAAUCUACCUCCAUUACGACAAAGUCAUAGGCGCACCACGUCGACACACUCAUCGGACCAAAUGUCCCGGAUGAUGCCCCCGUGGUCAAGUCACUUACCUUCGUACCAUCCGGCGGCGGGACAGGGCGACAGGGGAACGGGAGAUGUGGAAGAUGGUCUCAUUGAUCGGUCCGGUCAUUUGC
Kockovaella imperatae is the source of this 1154-nucleotide messenger RNA. RefSeq lists its product as hypothetical. The record is from RefSeq and is a predicted model, not a curated record. NCBI's taxonomy places the organism in Eukaryota, Fungi, Basidiomycota, Tremellomycetes, Tremellales, Cuniculitremaceae. Bases 86 to 811 code for a protein of 241 amino acids. The transcript has a single exon.